CGCGCACGCACGCACGCACGCACGCGCUCUCAUUGCAUGCUCAGGUCAGUCAGUUUUUUGGAGUCUCGACUGUUCUCAAUGAGCGGCGAAACUAUGAACACACGUUAUUUUCUAACAACCUGCGCAGAGCGUCUCUUUAUAGGAUUUUGAGAUGAAGAAGGACAUUGCUACGAUUAUAGCUGAAGAACGGGCUGAGAUCAUCGCAAAAUAUGAGAAGGGCAGAAAGGAGGGUGUGCACAUUAACUCCUGGGAGGAUGUCGACUACAGCAUCUGCAGGGUUACGGACCGCUUCGGUUUCCUGCAUGAAGAGGAACUACAAACACCAACCGCAGUAGAGGAGGAGUACAAGCUCUUGGAGAUCAAAAGAGAGCAGAAAUGGCUUAAAAUGGUGAAAAAGUUUGAAAAGUACCACAACAGUGAAAAGUUGAUGAAACGGGUGUACAAGGGGAUUCCCAUGAAGCUGCGUGGGGAAGCCUGGGCUCUGCUGCUCGACGUGGACAAGGUGAAGCAGGCCAAUUUCAGGAAGUACGAGAAAAUGAUAGAGCAAGCAAAAAAGUACUCAACAGAAAUCAAGCAAAUAGACCUUGAUGUCAACAGGACCUUUAGAAACCAUAUCAUGUUCAUGGAGCGCUUUGGGGUCAAACAGCAAUCCCUGUUCCAUGUGCUGGCAGCUUAUUCCGUCUACAACUUGGAAGUAAGCUACUGUCAGGGAAUGAGUCAGAUCGCCGCCAUUUUACUCAUGUACAUGAAUGAGGAAGAUGCGUUCUGGGCCUUAUCACAACUGCUGACCAAUAAGAAACAUGCCAUGCACGGGUUCUUCAUCCCAGGGUUUCCCAAACUCCUGCGUUUUCAGACUCAUCAUGACCAAAUACUGUCCAAACUUCUCUCCAAACUGAAGAAACACAUGGAUAAGGAACAGAUGUCCACUGGGAUCUACUCGACCAAAUGGUUCCUCCAGUGUUUCAUUGACAGGACACCCUUCACGCUCACCCUGCGUCUAUGGGACAUCUACAUAUUAGAGGGAGAGAAAGUCCUCACCGCCAUGGCCUAUACUCUACUCAAACUGCACCAAAAACUUCUUCUGAAAAUGUCUCUUGAGGACCUCAGGGAGUUUCUGCAGGAGAGUAUUUCUUCGUCCUUCAAUGUGAGAGAUGAUGUUGUUAUUGAGCAACUGCAGUCGUCUAUGUCCGAGCUCCGAAGGAUGAAACUCGAUCUCCCUCCUUCAGCCAAGGGAGAUGAGUUGCCAAAGAUGCCUCUGGGCCAAGAGUGUCCAACAGUGCUGAUGCCAGUUAUCCAAACUGAGUGCAUGUCCAUACCACCACCAGCCACACACAACAACUCAACCUCAUUCAAACCACACACGGAGGACACCACCAACAACAACCAGCGCAGCGACAAACUUACCCCCUCCAUUACCUCAUCAUCCCCUCUACCAAAGCAAACCCAAUCAUUCAACCCUUCAUUGUCACAAGCUACACCUGUUGACACAAUGACCACAAUGAAGAAUCAAUACAGUGCCCCUGAACAAAGACCAACUAUUCUACACCUCCCAGAACCUGCACCAGGGGAUACACUUUCUUUGAAAGAUGGAUGUGUCAGUAGAUCUCUAACAGCUGUGCCUGAUGAGUGGCCUCCACCCUACCAGGCACCAAUAACAGAUUCUUCUAGUAUAAACUGUUUGAAUCUCCCAGAUAUGCUGCCACCACCACCUGUUCCCUGCAUCAAACAAGCAGCUGAGCUUUCAUCUCUAGAGGAGGAUGUCCCAUUUAACCUUCCUCCACCACCUCUGCCAAUUGCCGAACCUCUGAAUCUCAUUUUAGCAGAACCAUCUUCAUCGCCUUCCUCUUAUAGAGCCCAUCGGCAGCUAAGCAAGUUUCCCGUCAACUUGUAUGUUCCUCCAUCCUCGAAUGACCGCCGACCUUCUAACACCUCCCAUUACGAAAACAUCUGGGAGGCGGAAGAGCAAUCUGUGGAGAGACUCUUGGAGAUGGUCCCCACAUUGCCGCAAAAGUCAUACUUGGGUCAUAAGAACCCCACACUUCCCCUUCCUGCAGAAGAUGCCUUGUCUCUCUCUCUACCGCCCCCGUCCAUGUUCUUCUACUCCCCAGACUCUUUGCCCCUACCUCCUCCUCAAACUCCAUGCACUGAGGAGUCCAACAGUUGGGCGACUCCAGAUGGUGUUUUCUCCCAGCCGCCAGACAGCUUCGCAGACAGACCUUUCCUUGUACCUUCAGUCCCGUCCAGUCACAUGCUUCUAAACCAGACUGUAUAAUAUA
Messenger RNA from Xyrauchen texanus (razorback sucker), 2276 nucleotides. Its product is annotated as USP6 N-terminal-like protein. The record is from RefSeq and is a predicted model, not a curated record. The transcript is spliced from 14 exons. Bases 152 to 2272 code for a protein of 706 amino acids. NCBI's taxonomy places the organism in Eukaryota, Metazoa, Chordata, Actinopteri, Cypriniformes, Catostomidae.